CCCUACUUCUUCGUAGUCUCGUCAUUUCCAUAGUCAAGUAACGCGAUUAUGGAGACUCCCUACCCGAAUCCCAUAUCUCCCUCGCAGACCCGGGUCGGAUGGAUCGGCAUCGGCGUUAUGGGCGCUGCCAUGGCCGGCCGACUCCUCUCCGCCGGCUACUCUCUCACCAUCUACGCCCGCACCCCUUCCAAGGCCUUCCCUCUAACUUCCCGCGGUGCCCACUUCGUCGACUCCCCCCGCGGGGUCGCCGAGCGGAGUGACGUCGUCUUCACCAUGGUGGGUCACCCAUCGGACGUUCGAUCAGUAGUCCUGGACGAGGGAGGGGUCCUCUCCGGGCUGAAACCCGGUGGUGUGGUCGUCGAUACCACCAGUAGCCACCCAGGCCUCGCGCGAGAGAUCUUCGCGGCGGCGCGUGAGAGAGUUUGCUGGGCGGUCGAUUCGCCAGUGUCAGGCGGCGAUAUCGGUGCUAGAGAUGGAAAACUUGCGAUAUUAGCCGGUGGGGAUGGAGGGGUUGUAGAGUGGCUCUCCCCUCUGUUCGAACUAAUGGGUAAAGUCACUUAUAUGGGGGGACCGGGAUGUGGGCAGAGCAGCAAGAUCGCGAAUCAGAUUGUGGUGGGCGCUAACCUGCUUGGGCUGAGCGAGGGGCUGGUGUUCGCUGAGUGGGCGGGGCUUAAUGUUCGGCAAUUCAUGAAUGCAAUUCGAGGCGGGGCUGCUGGGUCGAAGGUGAUGGAGCUAUUCGGGGAGAGGAUGAUCGAGAAGGACUUUAAGCCUGGUGGGUUCGCAGAGUAUAUGGUGAAGGAUUUGGGGAUGGGUGUGGAUGUUGUUGAAGGGGGAGAAGAUGAGAAGGUCGCAGUCCUUCCCGGGGCGGCAUUGGGCAAGCAGUUGUUCUCGGCGAUGGUGGCAAAUGGGAAAGGCACCUUGGGCACCCAAGGUCUUAUCAGUGUGAUUGAUAGAUCAAUGGCAGGGCUCCGAAUUUGUUGCCUUUAAGUGGUUCGAGAGUGUGAUGUUCUUGUUUUCCAUCUCGUACUUCCACUGGAAACUUGGGAAGCAGAGGUUUAGUUCCAGAUAUUUGGUGUCCUGCAUUAUGCACUUGAAGAUACUAUCUGGUCGUGUCUGAUUCCACAAGCUAUAUCUCAUGCCUGUAUUAUAUUUUGAGAUUCCAGCAUUUGGUUUGUCACACUUUGUCUGUAGACUCAUCAAGAAUGUUAGAAGAUUUUUGUCAAAUUUGUAGAUGCUCUGCCAUUUCACAGGUUGUGGUCAAAGGAUCAUGUCCACUGCAAGGCAGCGAUAUCAAGAGAUGCGAUGGAGUCGAAAACAUAUAGAAGAACCGUGCUUUUAUGCGGAAAUAUUGUUAUAUCCUCUUUGCUUUUCUUCAUGUCAAACAUGACCAUAUACGUGAAGAAUGCUUGGUUCAUUCCCAGUGGCAUCUAUGCAGCAAGAGAGUCGCAAAACCUGAGAGCCACGAUUCGGCCGGAGGGGUUUUCUCGGAAGGGAUGUGUUAACUACAUAGAUGGCAGCAUCCAACCGGGAAUUGCAAUAUGUUUGCGGAGCUCUGGGUCAUGAAGGUGAGCCUGAGGAUUCCAUGGGAGGUCAGCACCGGUCUAUCCUUCUGGAAUCAGUCUCGGGAGGAACAGAUAGAACCGUUGAUAAGCACCGAUGAGUCCCCACCCUAGCAGUCUAUUGCAGGAUAGCACAACUGUCACGUAAACUAUAUGUAUAGUUACAGGAGGCAACUGAUAUGCCGUGCCGACUAUCUCGAAGGGACUUAGCCUGCUUCUUGUUCUUGAUGUGCAUCGUAUCGCGAAUAUAAUUCAUCUGAAGAUUAUACAAACAUGGACUAAUACUGCAGAAUCAGUUUUAGAUUUA
Messenger RNA from Punica granatum (pomegranate), 1866 nucleotides. The record is from RefSeq and is a predicted model, not a curated record. NCBI's taxonomy places the organism in Eukaryota, Viridiplantae, Streptophyta, Magnoliopsida, Myrtales, Lythraceae.